AUGAGCAACGAUGACUUUCAGACGCUGACUGGCAAUAGCAGCCUCCUGUCAAGCAGCCAGUAUGACAUCCCUCUCUUUCAUAGCAUCGAGGUGCCACCGGGAAAAGCGCAAGUGCACCCCGACCCUCUGUCACCACCUGCCUCGCCACAAGCCCUUGUCGACAGGACCAAGCCACGCACAAGCCUGCGAACGAAUAGGCAGAGGUACUCCAGCAGCUGGCAACGUGGUAGCAUCGAGUUGAUGAGGUCAGACUGCACCCCGGAGACCUCGAAGCUGAGCGGGCCCCCACUGAGGGAGCCUGGCGCAGACACACACGGUGACCUCUUUGGCUCAAAGGGCCCCUCCAUGUAUGUGGAUGACUACUGCGCAAGCAGCAGCAGUGUGAGUGGCAGCGGCAAGCUUCCUUUCCUCUCUGGUACGAACUCCCCCGGACAGAGUGGAGGGCUGGGCAGGAGCAGCAUCGACACGACAGUCAGUGGGAAUCUCAAGAACUUGGCCCGGAGACUUUCGGGAUCCGGUGCUAUUCAGGACUCAGUGGACGCAAGUAAACGAACCCCGUUGCCAGGGGCACCCGCCUCGCUCCUGCCUACCGCUGACACGCCUUCCGCAACGGCCAUUGGAAGUGACAGACGGUGCUCACAGGACAACAGCAGUGGCACUGGGAGCACCACUGCACCACCCGCCGCACAGCAGAGAGGGCCCACAAGCGCCGCCCACCCCGCUCAGUUUGCCUCGAGUGGUGCCACAAGCAGAGUCAUUAAAGUGUCACCCACAACACUGACGCUGCCGCAGCCUUCUGCCGAGUUUACGCUCCUCCUUGACUACCCGAUAAUCAAGGACAGAGGCUCGGCAGCGAGGUCAUCAGGACACCAACUGUCACCCCAGGCGCUCGCUUCACAGAGCUCGUUGAACCCGUCUCGCGGUGCCAGGGGGAUGGCAGGGAAUGCAGAUAGCCGGACUCUGACUCCCUUGGGGGUAGAAGAUAUCCCAGACAGGCGAGCCCGUCAUCGCAGUACGCUUGGCGGUGUGUUGGGCAGCGUGGAGCACCGUAGCUUCUCGCCCUCCUCAGGUUGGCAGUCAAGCUCCAGCGUGCUCUCAUCGUCGUCGCCAGUCCCGUGCGUCCGGACCGCCAGCGACCUUCGCAUACGCUCUGAACACCACAACUUGAAUCGCAGCGGUAGCGGUGCGGGUGGGAUGUCACCUGUACGGCAACAACGCGCUGCCUCUGAGCCGUCUCCUACGGCGCUCGAGCGAGGUCACCACGUCUCCCUCUGUCGUACAGUGCAACCCCCCGUGCAGUCGGUAUCCUCGACGCCAACUUCCGCUUGUGUGCCCGGAGUGGGUACCACAGAGAGUAGUGGAUACGGCAACAGAGAUGAAGAAGAGGCGGAUAGCUCGUCACUUGCUUGCCAGCCAGGGUACGACCUCAGCUGCGCGCCCGGUGCUGUAGAGGACAUCGCAGAGGCAAAGAUUGAUCCGCUCCACUACAACACGGACGCCCUUGACGGCGACAAGGAUGGCUACAGUAGCCUUGUGAACUUACAAGACGAGGAGGAAGAGCCGUCGGUUAUACGUUCGACAGAGAAGCCGCCCUCCGAGGUGUCUUCUCGAUCAACGACAAACCAGCAUCCCAAGAACGAGACGGCACCUGCACUCACUCCGCCGCAUGCGCCACCAAUGCCCAAGAAGCAGUUCUUCACGUUGGAGCCAGUCCGCACGAACACCUCAGCGAUGGCGAAAGGCGGAAAUUCAAAGCUGCGCUUCGAUGGUAGCGGUGUUGCGAAUCGGUCUGACAAAGAGUUGUCGAGCGUGUCAUCCAUGUUUUGUGCGAUGAGGCCGCUGCAUCUGGCCGACCCUAACGCCUCUCUCUCGCAAUCCCUCCCGCUAACGGCACGAGUACCGAGUCUACUGUUGCACGACACUCGCAGUGAGCACGCCCUCGGGGCCGUCGUCACUAAUGGGGCCCAACGCCUCUCCAUGCCACUGAAAAGUACCAAUGCGGUUGCGCUCAAUGGCAAGGCACCUCCGACGGGCACCACUGAAAGCCGUCGCGCCCGUCUACCUUCGACUGUGUUGAGUAAUGCCACUCAAGAUGGUGCGCAGGCUCUCACCACGUUAAGCGGCAACAACACUAAAUCCUCUGAACCAUACUCGAGGGAGGCGUCUGAAGCUGCAGCGUCAAGUUCAAUAUCUCCGCCGCCUAUCUUGAGCACGAUCAGUUGGGCUCAGCCGAUAUGCGCGACCACGCUCAGUGACGAGCUUCAAAAUCCGCUACGUCAGCUUCACUGCAGAGUCUGCAUCCACACGGAUACAAACGGGAUCGAUGACGCUCCAACAACCCGGGUGCCGUGGCCGCUGCAGAAUCCACCCUCGAGCAUCAUUGUCAAGCGCCGUCUCUUCGAUCCGAAGCUCCCGCGUCCUCGUGGCCCCCGCGCACGUGGGCUGCUGAACGGAAAGCGACAAGCUGACUGGACACCUCCGGAGACACACUACGCGACCACGCUAGCAGACAUGGCAGCGUUCGAGGAGGACGAAGAUGGCAUACAGCAGUGUCACCUCACGGGCACCCUGUGGGACGACGAAGUCAUUGGCAUGGAUGCGCCAGUCUCUCGGCUACCCGAGAUGCGAGGCGGCCAAUUGUCGUCGUGCUCGACGCCGGUCCUGCGAAGAGGCACAUUGGGUGUCAUGCUGCGAACUCGAUCUCCUGUAUCGCCGCCAAGGGUGCCGCUAGUGCCGUCAUUGGCACCAAUGACGCUCUCUACCUCACUCAGGGCACCCGCCGUCUUGGAGGAAAAUGUGACUAUACAAGGCAGCCCGAAGCUCGUCAGCUGUGCUCCGCCGACCGCUGCAGCAUCAGGAGAUGCUCCUACAAGUGUCAUGUGGGGCUCGUUCAGCACCUCUGUGAACGCCGGUCGCCGCACCGGUGGCAUAGUUGUGGAUGAGGUGGAGAAGGUGCACCGCCUCCGCGAGGAGUCGGCGAUCACACCGGUGCUUGAGGGGUUGCGAAUCGAGCCAUCCUCACUACUUUCCCACAGCGCAGCGGUACGCCUAUCCUCACAAGUAGCGCCAAGCCACCGCUGCUUAGGGGCAUCGAUUCACCCCAGACACUCCGUUGAUUCAAAAAAGGGGGUGAUGGAGCCGUAG
Leishmania braziliensis MHOM/BR/75/M2904 is the source of this 3144-nucleotide messenger RNA. RefSeq lists its product as hypothetical. Lineage: Eukaryota; Euglenozoa; Kinetoplastea; Trypanosomatida; Trypanosomatidae. The transcript has a single exon. The record is from RefSeq and is a predicted model, not a curated record. Bases 1 to 3144 code for a protein of 1047 amino acids.